AUGGGUGGCGGUGGUUAUACCCUGAACAGGGUCUUUUUGAAACUAUUUUCUGCCUUCUUUCUUUGGGUCUUCAUUUCCACGAUUUCACCCUGUAUCCUUAAGUCGUAUUUUCCAGGUCUGCUGAUUACUUCACUACCGGACAAUGAUGGUUACCUCCACAGCUCUUCUCUCUAUCAACUUAACGCUGAGACUGUCAUCUCUAACGAUCUUGUUAAUUCUGAUAUAGUGCUCGUUACUGCACAUCCCGAUGAUGAAUCCAUGUUCUUCUCUCCUACUAUAAUGGAGCUCAAUAAAAAGAACUACGGUAAUCAGAUUCAUCUUGUGUGUCUUUCGAACGGGAAUUUCGACGGUUUAGGUGAAGUUAGAAGGCAUGAAGUUGAUAAGGCUUCCCAGUAUUUGGAUAUCAGCUCAGUGGUGGUGCUUCGUUUUGAAGAUAACAUUUCUAAAGAGUGGGAUCCCGUAGAGAUUUCCCAGCGUCUAAAUGGUGAAUUGCCAAAGAUGCAUUUCUCCUCAAAGAGGCUCAUUUUUCUCACUUUUGAUGAGGAUGGUGUCUCUGGUCAUCCAAAUCAUCAGUCCCUCUUCUAUGGUGUUAAACGGUUUGUUGAUUCUAAAGAUAGGGUUUUCAUGAGAAUGGAUAUUCGUUUUUUCAAGCUUUCUACUUGGCCCAUUUAUAAAAAGUACUCUGGUUUCUUUUGGGUCAAUUUUGAGCUUCUCCGAAAGACAAUAAGGGAACUGGGAGUCUUUGACAAGAUUAGAUUCCUCUGUAACGAGUUCUUUGCCAAUGUGAGCCCUCUCAAGUCUGCAACGGUAACUAAAGCUCCUGUUAUGAUCUAUAAUAACUUCAACACUUGGAUUGUCAGUCUGUCUACCAUGACCUAUGCACAUUACUCGCAGAUAGUUUGGUUCCGCUGGUUCUGGAUCUUCUUAAGUAAGUAUAUGAAUAGCAACGAGCUAGUUGAAGUUCUGCCUUAG
This is a messenger RNA of Brettanomyces nanus, 972 nucleotides long. RefSeq lists its product as uncharacterized. Gene Ontology annotation, cellular component: endoplasmic reticulum. Lineage: Eukaryota; Fungi; Ascomycota; Pichiomycetes; Pichiales; Pichiaceae. The transcript has a single exon. Gene Ontology annotation, molecular function: N-acetylglucosaminylphosphatidylinositol deacetylase activity. Gene Ontology annotation, biological process: GPI anchor biosynthetic process. The coding region runs from base 1 to 972 and encodes 323 amino acids. The record is from RefSeq and is a predicted model, not a curated record.